Molecule: messenger RNA, 462 nt
Organism: Alligator mississippiensis (American alligator)
Lineage: Eukaryota; Metazoa; Chordata; Crocodylia; Alligatoridae
Product: olfactory receptor 14A16-like
Exons: 1
Biological process (GO): G protein-coupled receptor signaling pathway
Cellular component (GO): membrane
Molecular function (GO): olfactory receptor activity
Source: RefSeq, a predicted model, not a curated record
CUGCAUUAUGGGAUAAUAAUUAACAGGAGAGCUUGCAUCCAGAUGGCUGCCAGUGCUUGGGCUGCUGGUGUCAUUUAUUCAGCACUGCACACUGGGAACACCUUUAGUCUCCCCUUCUGCCACUCAAAUAUCAUCAACCAGUUCUUCUGUGAAGUGCCCCAGCUGCUCAAGCUCUCCUGCUCUGCCACAUACCACAGAGAGCUGGCAGCCCUUGCCUUCAGUGUGUUUUUAUUUCUAGGCUGUUUUGUUUUCAUCGUUGUGUCAUAUGUUCAGAUCUUCACCGCAGUGUGGAUUAUCCCCUCCGAGCAGGGCCGGCAGAAAGCCUUCUCUACCUGCGUUCCUCACCUUAUCGUGGUCUCCCUGCUUCUUUCCACUGGCAGCAUUGCCUACCUGAAGCCCAUCCAUGACUCCCCAUCCCCUCUGGAUCUCCUGGCAACUGUUCUGUAUUGUGUGGUUCCUCCA